Symbiodinium sp. CCMP2456 is the source of this 735-nucleotide messenger RNA. NCBI's taxonomy places the organism in Eukaryota, Dinophyceae, Suessiales, Symbiodiniaceae. The record is from the annotation of a GenBank genome assembly.
GUCCUCCAUGUCAUGAAACGCGUUCGCAGCGCAGUGAGACGGUCGCGUCAAAGCCCUGAGCAGCUUUUCAAGCGUUUCUGCAAGGCCGGAGGCGCCGGUGUGUCCGGACCCAUCAUGACGAGAUCGGAUUUCAUUCGCGUGCUGGGGACCUUUGAGCCCAACUUGGAGCAGGAGAUGGUCCUCCGACUGUGGCAGCACUUGGUGUCUCAAGGCAGUGGAGAUGACGGCCUCAACUUCGCCGAAUUCCAGCGCUGGUUCGUAAAUGGGGAGGGCUUGGGCACUUUAUCGAGGACUACAAGCAGCUCGACAUCCCUGGCUCUCUCCGGCAACGGCAUGGAAGGCGGCUACCUUGAUGCUGGCGAUCGUCCCUCAACGGCGCCGUGUGGCUUUGGAUCUGGUCCAGGUGGCCGAAGACAGUCCAGGCCGCCAUUCUCACCUGCACCCGGGACGUCACCGGCGGCAUUCUUCGCGAACAACCUGCGCGGAGGAGCCAUGACUUUGCCAAUUCCUAGCCGGAGCGAGUCGGGCCGAUCACUUCAGGAGUUCGUCACUGGAGAGAUGGCGCCGCUUCGAAGUGCUGACGAGAUGGCUUUGAUCGCCGCAGUCUUGCGGCUAGGCCGCGGCCUCGCAGCCGACUCCCUCACAGUAGCCGGUGCCUUUGUUCUCUACGACGAGCAUCUGGAGAAGAUGUCUCUUGGCCAGAUUUCGACACCUUCAGGAGAUGUAAAUUCGUAG